AAGCCCAAAGCUCUCUCAUGUCUUUCCCAAAUUCAAGGAUCUCCCACUAUACUCCCAAUCCCUUCUUUCUCCUCUUUCUUCUUUCUUCUUUCUUCUUUCUCAUUUCUGCAUAGCUGCUACUGCUAUCCCUUUUCACCAUGGCGAAUGCGGCGUCUGGAAUGGCCGUGGAAGAUGACUGUAAGCUGAAGUUCUUGGAGCUAAAAACAAAGAGGAACUACCGUUUCAUCAUCUUCAAGAUUGAAGGCCAAAACGUGGCUGUCGAAAAGCUUGGGAGUCCCGAGGAAAGCUAUGAGGAUUUCACUGCCUCUCUCCCUGCUGAUGAGUGCCGAUACGCUGUUUUUGAUUUCGAUUUCAUCACUGAUGAGAACUGUCAGAAGAGCAAGAUUUUCUUUAUUGCUUGGUCACCGGAUACAUCAAAGGUGAGAAUGAAGAUGGUAUAUGCAAGCUCCAAGGAUAGAUUCAAGAGGGAAUUGGAUGGCAUUCAAGUUGAGUUGCAAGCAACGGAUCCAAGUGAAAUGAGCUUCGACAUUAUAAAAGCACGAGCUAUCUAAAAGUUUUCUUGUCUUCUUUCGUCGUCUUUUGCGUUUCUUACUUAUUAUGAGCUUUACAUUUCUCGUUUUGGUUGGCAUUUGGUUAAUACUGAACCGCGUAGGGUUAUGUAAUAUUAUGCAUUCUUUUGUUAUGUUUCACAGUUCCGAAUAUUCGUGUCAAGUAUAUGUUUUGCUUGCACAUGUUGCAUCCUGAUUUUGAACAUUUUGUGAAGUUGUAUUUUGUAUACACAAGAUGAGAUUAUUUGUUGUGGUAAUGAGAAACAUGAAAUUGUUA
Camellia sinensis is the source of this 825-nucleotide messenger RNA. Lineage: Eukaryota; Viridiplantae; Streptophyta; Magnoliopsida; Ericales; Theaceae. The record is from RefSeq and is a predicted model, not a curated record.